Messenger RNA from Arabidopsis arenosa, 734 nucleotides. NCBI's taxonomy places the organism in Eukaryota, Viridiplantae, Streptophyta, Magnoliopsida, Brassicales, Brassicaceae. The record is from the annotation of a GenBank genome assembly.
AUUCCCAUAUUAAAAAUCCACAAAUCUCAAAUCCCCAAAAACCCAAACCCUAAAAUUGAAAACAAUGAAAUGUUACAAAAGCUCAUCAAUUCUCACAACGAAUCACCACCCAUUCUUCUACAAACAACAACCAAUCUCCUCUCUACCUCCAUCUUCCUUCCCAUCAACUCUCUCUUACCCGACCCGAACCCGCUUCUCCUCCACCCGGAUCCAAUCUCGACUAACCCACGACGAUCCCGUAAAACAAUCACAAGACUUAUCCUUCUACGAUCUUCUCGGCGUCACCGAAUCAGUCACACUCCCAGAAAUCAAACAAGCUUAUAAACAACUUGCUCGUAAAUAUCAUCCCGAUGUUUCUCCUCCGGAUCGUGUCGAAGAAUACACAGAUCGGUUUAUUAGAGUUCAAGAAGCUUACGAAACUCUCUCCGAUCCUCGCCGGAGAGUUUUAUAUGAUCGUGAUUUGUCUAUGGGGUUUUCGUUUUCUUUCUCCGGUCGACGCCGGAACCGUUACGAUGAGGAAGUGGUGGAAGAGAAGAGUGAGUGGAAGGCAAAAUGGCAAACUCAGCUCUCAGGGUUAAGGAGAAGAAGCAAUCAGAAAGACAAUAACUCAAUGUCUUGGGCUGCUAGAAUGCGCCGUCAACAACAAGAUUCUUGUUAACACACAACAUCAAGUCUUUAGCCUUGUUAUGUAUAGUCUUUUAAUUGUUUGUGUGUAAUAUAGAAAGCAUAGCAUC